This is a messenger RNA of Papilio xuthus (Asian swallowtail), 2459 nucleotides long. RefSeq names its product ATP-dependent RNA helicase Ddx1 (gene Ddx1). Gene Ontology annotation, molecular function: nucleic acid binding; RNA helicase activity; protein binding. Lineage: Eukaryota; Metazoa; Arthropoda; Insecta; Lepidoptera; Papilionidae. Bases 88 to 2277 code for a protein of 729 amino acids. The record is from RefSeq and is a predicted model, not a curated record. The transcript has 13 exons.
CACUGACGCGUGACAGUGACAGAACUCAAAUCUACAAAACGUAAAGAAUUUUUCUUACCGCAGUUGUAGCAUAGUUUUCUUGGCAAAAUGACUGCAUUUGAAGAAUUUGGUGUGCUUCCCGAACUGGGAAAGGCCAUCGACGAAAUGGAGUGGACAUUACCAACAGAUGUUCAAGCCGAAGCAGUACCAUUAAUCUUAGGUGGCGGAGAUGUCCUUAUGGCUGCUGAAACCGGCAGCGGAAAGACCGGCGCGUUCUGUCUACCUAUUUUACAAAUAGUUUGGGAAACUUUAAAAGAUAUACAAGAAGGAAAGACAAGUAAAGUGAUACUGCAAACAGCUACUGAAUGGACUUUAUCAUUUUUCGAUCGAACGGAUGCUUUAGCGGUAACGCCGGAUGGUUUGCGAUGUCAAUCUCGUGAUCAUAAAGACUGGCACGGCUGUAGGGCUACCAAAGGUGUACACACAAAGGGAGCUUACUAUUAUGAAGCUAUUGUAACUGAUGAGGGUCUUUGUCGUGUUGGUUGGUCAACGCAAGGUGCAAGGCUGGAUCUAGGAACAGAUAGACUAGGUUUUGGCUAUGGUGGCACCGGUAAGAAGUCAAAUGCCAAACAGUUUGAUGAUUAUGGAGAUGCUUAUGGGAAAAACGAUGUAAUAGGUUGUUUAUUGAACUUUAACAAUGGCGAGAUUCGUUACACAAAGAAUGGAGAGGACCUAGGUAUUGCAUUCAAACUGGAUCAGUCACGCAAAUCUGAUUGUUAUUUCCCUGCUGUUGUUCUGAAGAAUGCUGAAAUGAGUUUUAAUUUUGGUGCGACACCUUUUAAGUAUACACCACCUAAAGAUUAUGUGGCCCUCUGCAAUGCACCCAAAGAAUGUGUCAAAGUAAAUGUCAUCUCUUCAGUUCAGUCGACUGACAGCAAACCAGUAAACAACGCUCCUCAAGCUAUCAUCAUUGAGCCAUCACGUGAACUUGCUGAACAAACAUGUAAUCAAAUUACGAAAUUCAAAAAAUACUUGGAAAAUCCGAAAGUAAGAGAAUUACUUGUAGUUGGAGGCAUCAAUGUUAAAGAUCAAAUUAACCAGCUCAAUGCAGGUAUUGACAUUGUUGUUGGGACACCCGGAAGACUUGAAGAUCUCAUUCAAGGAGGCUACUUAGCACUAACGCAUUGCCGUUUCUUCGUGUUGGAUGAAGCGGAUGGUCUACUGAAGGCGGGGUAUGGCGAGCUCAUUGAGCGUCUGCACCGACAGAUACCGAAGAUCACCAGCGAUGGACGUCGUCUACAGAUGGUGGUCUGCUCAGCCACUUUACAUGCCUUUGAAGUUAAGAAGAUGGCGGAGAAACUGAUGCAUUUCCCAACAUGGGUGGACUUGAAAGGCGAGGAUUCUGUACCAGAGACGGUGCACCAUGUUGUUGUCAAUGUAGACCCGCAGAAGGACCGCUCCUGGGAGACAUUGCGCAAGACUAUACAGACGGACGGUGUCCAUGCAAAGAACAACAUUAAUCAGGACGCCAAUACGCCCGAGAGAUGGUCGGAGGCUGUCAAGAUACUGAAGGGAGAGUACUGCGUACGAGCUAUAAGAGAACACAAAAUGGACAGGGCUAUAAUCUUCUGUCGCACUAAGAUGGAUUGUGAUAACUUGGAGAAAUACUUGCGUUCAUUUGGCAACGAGUUCAGUUGCGUGUGCCUGCAUGGUGACCGCAAGCCGCCGGAGCGCAAGGCCAACUUGGAGAAGUUUAAGCAGGCGCAAGUCAAGUACCUCAUCUGUACUGAUGUUGCGGCCAGGGGUAUUGAUAUAUCUGGACUGCCGUUCAUGAUCAACGUGACGUUACCUGAUGAGAAGUCUAACUACGUGCAUCGCAUCGGUCGUGUUGGUCGUGCGGAGCGCAUGGGGCUUGCUAUUAGUCUUGUUGCUACUGUACCAGAAAAAGUGUGGUACCACGGUGAGUGGUGCUCGUCUCGCGGCCGCAACUGCUGGAACACCAAUCUAGUAGACGACAGGCCCAAAGGUUGCUGCAUGUGGUACAAUGAGCCACAGUACUUGGCAGAUAUUGAAGAUCAUUUGAAUAUAACAAUCCAACAAAUUGAACCUGACAUGAAAGUGCCAUGCAAUGAGUUUGAUGGUAAAGUUGUGUACGGUCAAAAGAGGAAGCAAAUCGGCACUGGCUAUCAGGACCACGUGUCCCAGAUGGCGCCCGUGGUGCGUUCCCUACAGGAGCUCGAGUCUCAGGCGCAGCUGUAUUAUCUUAAAUCUCAUCAUAAUGCUAUUGUUACAGCGUAAACAAUAUUUAAUGCUAUGAUAGUGUAAUAAAAUAUAAUUUAUAUAACCAGUUUAUAUACUUUGAGGAAAUUCAUUCAAUUAUUUACUGAAAUAGUAUAUAUUUACUAUUAUGUAUCUUUGUUGUGGUAAAUAUUGAAUUUCUCUGUUAACAUAAGUUAAAACGGGACUUAUGACUACUUAAU